Molecule: messenger RNA, 2418 nt
Organism: Trypanosoma grayi
Lineage: Eukaryota; Euglenozoa; Kinetoplastea; Trypanosomatida; Trypanosomatidae
Exons: 1
Coding region: 1-2418 (805 amino acids)
Source: RefSeq, a predicted model, not a curated record
AUGAUCAUAACAACUAAUGACGUUCGUAGUGACUUUCACCGACGACUACGAGGCGUUAUGCGCACAAUUGAUGAGACGCUUGCAGUCGACAGCCGCCGAGCCCAUACCAACUCCCUCCCUAGAGCUAGAAGUAAUAGCCCUGAGAGAAGAAAUUCAUUUAGCCUCGUACCCCACCUGCCAUCGUGGACGGAGCGUCGCUCGGAGCAGCGACGGCAUGAGUUGCAAGCGGAGCGCGAGGAUGCACAGAGGUUACUAGACUCUUUGCGCUACGCACGAGAGAAGCGAGAGCCGCUGCGAGAUGAGACCACUGCGAACCGCUUGAGUGGCCCAGAUGUAUCUGUCGGCCCUUUGUGCCCUAGCUGCUCGGAGCGGCAAUGCCAAUGUGAAGCCUCGACGCCGUCUCCAAUGCGGUCACCACCGCUCUUGCUCAUUCCCACUAUAGAUCAGCACCAGCAGCGAAAUCAGGUUGAGGAGGAAGAAAAACAGUGCCACCAGCAAUGUAACAACAAUGACGUUGUGCCCACCGAAGUGUCUCCGCGUAUGGCGGAACUUGAAGAAGCGUCUAGGCAACGUCUUUUAGAGCGUCGCGCCGCAGAGGAAAAGCGAUUAGCAAUGCUGCGCGAGUUGCGUCGUUCGGCAGUGCUGGUACGCCAGCAAGCACUUGCGGAGGCCGAAGCGCAGAUCGAGCGGGCCGAAUCAGAGCGCAUCGCUAGGCUACAACAGUUGGAGGAGGAGGCGCGCUGCAGUGCAGCGGAGGCGCAAAAGCAUUGCGCUCUCACUGUAGAGGAGCUGCGUGCGAUUGAGGUUCACGGAAAGGAGCUCGCUGCUCUACGGGCACAUACAGGGAUUGGAAACUUGACUUCAUGGCCUGUCCGUCUUCCCCCCGCUGCUCCCCCCCAUCCCCCUGCUGCUGCUGCUGCUCCACUUCCUCUUCCACAGCCACCGUAUCGUACUGCUACUGAUCCUGUGUCGUCGUACGGUGAAUCAAUGGCAGUGAGCGCUACGCGACCACCGUCGUCAAAUAGAUCCUCGUCUAGUUCAACAUCUCCGCCAAUGUGGAGACAAGACUCGCCGUUGGAGGCUCCAGAGGUAGCGCGAGCGCCACCCCGUUCGUCUCGCCACACUAUCAGUCCUAUGGACAGGGUCCCCAGUCCUAACCACUUACUGCUGUCUCCUCAUAGACGUGUAGAGGAUUUGAUGCCGCCGCCAUCGUUGUCGUCCACUUCCUCAUCGGUAGUAUCCAAAUCAAUGACGACCUGCCUUGAUGGGGAGAGUCAGACGCCACGCAACACUCAUCCUCCUGGAUCGUCUUAUGUGCGUCGCCUCAUGUCUCCUUCCAUUUCGUCAUACAAGACCCCGGUAAGGGCUACAUCACCAAUCAUGUCGGUGUCUCAGGCUCUGGCCGUGCUACAGCGGCGUGGUGUCGUGACGGAUGUCCUACCGCGUGAAGGAAGAAUGAUACCGACGCUUUUACGACUUUCAGCGGAUCGGCAAGAGGUGCUCCUUCAAGUAGAGCGGUUAGAAAAGCUGGGCGACCCAUCUAAGGUAACAAUCACAAACACACCACCACGACAACGACAACAACAAUCACGGCAACGAGGACAAGAUGAAGGGACAGGUGGGUCUUUGGCGCGCCGGGUGCGGGAGGUGCAUCACUUUCCACUUGUGGACAGUCUUUUAUUGUAUCCUUUCGGCGUUCUGGGAAACGAUGCAAACGGAGUCAUCAGGGGCGUCUUGUGUGGUCGGAGCGCGCGACGGUGGCUGGUGAAAUUCUUCUGUACACUCUUUGCUCGCCCGGAGUCCUCGUCGUACCAUGUUUUCCUUAUAUCUCGCAACAGUACGCAGUGCACAAACGGUGACACCGGUAGGCCGUGGCGGCUGGAUGCGCCAGGCGCUGCCACGCUCCUACUGCUGCAGUUCCGCAGUCGGCGGGAGUGGGCAACAUUUCUGAGUCUGACUGCUGCGUCCACAGAGCAGGUGAAAGAAGGCCCUGCACUAACAUAUGGGCGGGCGCUGUGGAUGCUGGCAGCGCAUCUAUGGCAACAGCGGCGGCGUAGCGUUAACCCAGCAGUAGAAGAAGUACCAUUAUCAUCAUCAUCGCUUUUGAAGCCAUCGCAGGCGACGGCAAAACAUUUCAGGAGGCUGCCUGAUGCAGUGCUCUCAUUUUCCGCUGAUCCGAAAAGAAGGCGAAUGCCUGUUUUGCGCGCAUCCUCGCCUGAGGCUCGCGGAAGAAGCAGGGGCAUAUCGGUUGCGUCUAGACGCUUUGUGGUGCCUGUCGCACACGAGAAUGACGUUGGCGUUGGUGCGUCUCGAAGCUCGCGGAGCCGGCGGUUUGGCCUGCGGUCCACAGUCCACGUUGUCGCACCCUCCUCCGCGCCCACUGGUAGCCCGGCCGCCCUCAUGAAAUACGGGUAUUGA